GUUGUGGCCUGUGCAAUGCAUAUAACUAUAGUCAAUUGAUUGCUGAGUAAUGAAAGCUGAGUCCUCCUACCUUUCAUAAUUUUUAAAAGAUUUCUCCAGUAUAAGAUAAAACUCAGAGUCGAAAUAGUCAGUAUCAGAAUGGUUGUGUGUGCCGGUCCAAUAAUCUCUACGGUCCAGUACACAACUGCUGCCACCGAAAUUAGUACAGCAGUGAACACAGCACCAUGGCCCGUAGGAAUUCCAUACUCUCCGGUGUUUACCUGGCCAGCAUGGAAACAGUUGUACGGCAUGGAGCAAGUGUGGCUGACCGAGUUUCACCGGUUAUUCAACCAGUUCCUUCCUCACCGCUGGUACCUAACCACUGUGAACUUCAAGCAUGCUGGUGCCUGGAAUACCUUUGUAGACUCUGCGAAAGUCCGCUUUUGUUGUGAAGAAUGCGCCCACGCGUGGACUUCCAUGAAAGGCCGAGUUGUGUUCUGGUUUGGUUUAAACCCCAGUACAGGAGAGGGGCUUGUAACUUUCAAACUAUAUGGCCAGCAGUGCGAUCGGUGUAAAGUUGGACUUUAUGAGCCGGCUAUGUGGUACCCUGAGGAGGUGGUCAAGGUACUGGUCAACAUUUUCAAUCGAGUAGGCCAAGUAUUCUAUGGCUUCACCAAACCGCCAAUACACCUGAAUCGUCGUCCUGGAAAACCUCGGAAUCCGCACAAUGGUGCCCUCUGUCAAGCUUGCAAGCACGGUGUUUGUAUUGAACGCUGAUGAUAACGCGAAGAUUAGUCUUUGAGAUAAUACUUCCAAUAAUCUGAAACAUUGUCUGAACAGAUCAGGUGUGCUUCCUUAUCAACCCCAUGGUGUUUGAAUUUUGUUCAUGUGACUUUAAUUGUGAUCAUUAAAUAUCAUUAGAAAUAAAUAUCAUGUUUAGUUAAUACUCACAGAAACCAGUGUUUCACACCAUUAGUCUUGAUAGCCUUUCUU
Limulus polyphemus (Atlantic horseshoe crab) is the source of this 972-nucleotide messenger RNA. Its product is annotated as receptor-transporting protein 4-like. Gene Ontology annotation, molecular function: olfactory receptor binding. The coding region runs from base 139 to 756 and encodes 205 amino acids. Lineage: Eukaryota; Metazoa; Arthropoda; Merostomata; Xiphosura; Limulidae. The transcript is spliced from 5 exons. Gene Ontology annotation, biological process: protein targeting to membrane; protein insertion into membrane. The record is from RefSeq and is a predicted model, not a curated record.